UAAAAUCUAAUUAUAUCAUUGUUAUAUUCAUUUUAUUGCAGGGAAGGUACACCUUUGAGUGCCAAAAGAAACUUGUAUUAUUUGAAUUAGGUGGAGGACCACCUUGGGACGUUCACUGACGAAUACUUCGCAGAAAAAAAAUUUAGAUAGUCAUACCGUUCAUAUUUCCUGGAAUCUUCUGACUCGAUUGGAUAACAUUUUUAAUCAUGAAGACAGAUCUGAUUCAGCAUGAUGAAAUGUUAGACAAAACUGUUUGGGAUAUGGCUUUAGAAACAAUUAGCGAACCGGAUCAGGAAGAUCCUUUUUUCAUCGUCGAUUUGACGGACAUCGAGCGAAAAUACAAGCUGUGGAAAUUAAAAAUGCCAAGAAUAACUCCAUUUUAUGCUAUGAAAUGCAACGAUUGUCCUGGGGUACUUCAGUAUCUUGCAUCUAUGGGCGUUAAUUUUGAUUGUGCUAGCAAAACUGAAAUUGAAACUGUGAUUAAUCUUGGAGUUGAUCCUUCGCGAAUUAUAUACGCUAAUCCCUGCAAAACUCGUUCUUUUAUUAAAUAUGCUGCAGCCGUUGGAGUGAAAAUGAUGACAUUUGAUAAUGAGAUCGAACUUUAUAAAAUUAAAUCUAUUUUUCCCAAUGCAGAAUUAGUAAUUCGUAUUAAAGUCGACGACAGUGAUUCAAACUUCAAACUUAGCCUCAAAUUUGGAUGCGAAAUGAAGCAAGUGGCUCAGCUGUUGAAAACUGCAAAAAGUUUAGAUCUUAAUGUGAUAGGAGUGAGUUUCCACGUUGGCAGCGGAUGUCAAAGUUCUUCAGCUUAUCCCAAAGCAAUAGCUGAUGCUAAAGAAGCAUUUGAUAUUGCUAAAGAAAUUGGAUACAAUUUCUAUUUGUUGGAUAUUGGUGGAGGAUUUCCUGGCAUGAAAACAGAACAAAAAUAUUUUGAAGAGAUUGCUGCGGUAACUUCUGCCACACUAGACGCAUACUUUCCGGAAGGAUGCGGGGUUCAAAUUAUUGCCGAACCGGGUCGCUAUUUUGUUGCUUCUGCAUUUACUUUGUGCGCUAAUAUUAUUGCUAAGAGAGACAUGAUUGUUUCUGGACAAAACGGUGACGAACCAGCUUGCAUGUAUUAUUUAAAUGAUGGAGUUUACGGUAGCUUUAAUUGUGUUUUAUACGAACCUACAGAAUUAAUUCCAUAUCCGUUAUUGCUGGAAGAAAAAGAGAGAAAAAUGGUGAAAACCAGCCUGUGGGGUCCAACUUGCGAUAGCAUUGACAGAAUAAUCGAAAACUGCUAUCUUCCCGAAAUGGUUGUAGGAGAAUGGUUGUUGUUUGAAAAUAUGGGUGCAUAUUCUUUAACUUCUGCUACCACUUUCAAUGGUUUUCAGAAACCAAAAGUUCAAUAUAUCAUGCCACUUUAUGCAAGGGUUUUCCUUCAACAUUUUCCUACCUUGGCAGCCGGAAAGUAUCUUCACGCUCGUCAUUCUGAGAUCGACGAAGAAUGCGACGCGCUGGUGUCUUCGGAUCUCCAUUCCUUAUUGGUUCCUCAGCCGAUCGCCGUUUAAGGACCUUCAAUUUAUUUAAUUUUUUUUUCUAGAAAUUUUAUUAUAUUUACAUUCCACAAAUUAGACCGGAAUCACAUUAGUAAGUUAAUCGAAGAAAAUCAACUUGGAAGCUUCCAGGAAAUAAUUACGAAUGGGAUCAAGUAUGGCUAUCUGAUUGGUGAUAAAUAUUUUAUUGUGCAAAAGUUUUGAAUAAA
This is a messenger RNA of Centruroides sculpturatus (bark scorpion), 1741 nucleotides long. Its product is annotated as ornithine decarboxylase-like. NCBI's taxonomy places the organism in Eukaryota, Metazoa, Arthropoda, Arachnida, Scorpiones, Buthidae. Gene Ontology annotation, molecular function: ornithine decarboxylase activity. Gene Ontology annotation, cellular component: cytoplasm. The transcript has 10 exons. The coding region runs from base 207 to 1547 and encodes 446 amino acids. The record is from RefSeq and is a predicted model, not a curated record.